AUGAAAAAAGAACAUCAGAAAAAUCUGGAUAAGGCAAAUCAAUCAGUUUCACAUUCAACUGCUAUGUGCAAAGAAGUAACUGCAAAGGUUGAAAAACUAAUCUAUGAAGCUCAUACCUUUGUAACAACCUUACAAACUUCUGCUGAUUCAAAUACAUCUAAGGGGAAUGAGAAAAUCCCUCAACAACCUCCGAAGAUCAAUUCUCAUACAUCUGAUCAUGAUGAGCAAGAACUGAAAGUCUCCAAUGAAUCGAAGGAUAAUGUAGCUUCGAGUUCUAGAGGCAAGGGAAAACUUUUAAGUAACAAGCCUAUUGUCGAUAAUAACAAAGAUGAAGAGCCUGAUGAAAACGAACUCAAAAGAAUAAAGGCACGAGAGGCUGAAAUGGAUGAACAUCAAAGAAUCAUCCAGGAGGCUGAAGCGAAAGAGAGAGAAGAGCAUGAAGCUUAG
Lactuca saligna is the source of this 447-nucleotide messenger RNA. NCBI's taxonomy places the organism in Eukaryota, Viridiplantae, Streptophyta, Magnoliopsida, Asterales, Asteraceae. The record is from the annotation of a GenBank genome assembly.